Messenger RNA from Xenopus laevis (African clawed frog), 1448 nucleotides. It is a transcript of the gene wnt2.S, whose product is annotated as protein Wnt-2. NCBI's taxonomy places the organism in Eukaryota, Metazoa, Chordata, Amphibia, Anura, Pipidae. The transcript is spliced from 5 exons. The record is from RefSeq and is a predicted model, not a curated record. Bases 1 to 1092 code for a protein of 363 amino acids.
AUGAACCCCUUGCUGCUGGACAUCUGGUUUCUUCUUCUUCCUUCAACGUUGCUCUUCUUCACACCUGAAGCUGCUAAUUCAUGGUGGUAUAUGGGAGCUGUUGUUACUUCCUCAUCAUCUUCACGAGUAAUGUGCAAUAAUAUACCUGGUUUGGUAACUCGCCAGCGGCAGCUUUGCCAACGUUAUCCAGAAAUCAUGCAGGUUAUAGGACUGGGGGUAAUUGAGUGGGCUACAGAAUGUCAACAUCAAUUUCGGUAUCAUCGCUGGAACUGCACUAUCAUGGAGAAGGAUCAAAGCUUAUUUGGAAAGCUGAUAUUACGAAGCAGUAGAGAGUCAGCCUUUGUCCAUGCAAUAUCUUCUGCUGGAAUAGUAUUUGCUAUAACUAGAGCAUGCAGCCAGGGAGAGCUGAAGUCCUGCUCCUGUGAUCCUAUGAUGAAAGGGUCUUCCAAAGACAGCAAAGGCAGUUUUGACUGGGUUGGCUGCAGCAAUAACAUCGAUUAUGGCAUUAGAUUUGCCAGAACAUUUGUGGAUGCCAAAGAAAGAAAGGGUAAAGAUGCCAGAGCACUGAUGAAUCUUCACAAUAACAGAGCUGGAAGAAAGGCUGUAAAGAGGUUCAUGACGCAAGAGUGCAAAUGCCAUGGGGUGAGUGGAUCUUGUACAGUCAGGACAUGUUGGAUGGCUAUGGGAGAUUUCAGAAAAUCAGGUGACUACCUUCGCAAAAAAUAUAAUGGAGCCAUACAAGUAGUGAUGAAUCAAGAUGGGACUGGAUUUACAGUAGCAAACAAACAAUUUAAGAAACCUACAAACAAUGAUUUGGUGUACUUCGAGAACUCCCCUGAUUAUUGUGUCAGAGACAGAGAUGUUGGUUCUCUUGGAACAGCCGGAAGAAUCUGCAAUCAGACCUCGCGUGGCAUGGACAGCUGUGAAGUCAUGUGCUGUGGGAGGGGCUACAACACUGCUCGUGUCAUCAAGAUGUUGAAAUGUGAGUGCAAGUUCCACUGGUGCUGCUCAGUACGAUGCAAAGACUGCAUAGAAACUGUGGAUAUUCACACAUGCAAAGCACCCAAAGUUGUUAUUCUGGAAAGAAAAUAACAUGAAUUAACUGCAGAUUUUGUGCUUUCGCCUCCAGCUAAAUGAACUCAGCAGCAGUGAAACAAAAAAAAACAGCUUUGGUGGCGCAAAGAACCAAGAAAGUCCUCAAUUUACUGUAUUAAAAUGUGCAAUUAAAUUAUAAUAAAUUAAGAUGUCAUAGAUGUGAGUACUAAUUUAGCAGAAUUGUUUUAUUUGCUGCUGUUAAAUUAUUUCAGAAGGUGUUGAAAAUAUGUUUGAAAGUUAUUGCAUUUACAGUACAUCCUGUAGCUGUUGGAAUGGACAAUGUGGCCUUUGUACUUAGUGUGUAAAUCUUUUUGUUUUGCAUUUUAAUGAAAAUAAAAUCUCUGCUUAGUGUG